Molecule: messenger RNA, 2014 nt
Organism: Cornus florida
Lineage: Eukaryota; Viridiplantae; Streptophyta; Magnoliopsida; Cornales; Cornaceae
Product: F-box/kelch-repeat protein At1g55270-like
Exons: 4
Coding region: 463-1749 (428 amino acids)
Molecular function (GO): protein binding
Source: RefSeq, a predicted model, not a curated record
CUCUCUCUCUCUCUCACACACACACACACACACACAUUUACUCCAGCACUGUUGUGCAAUCAAAUUGUGUUUUUCAAGUUGUGCUCUUUUAACUUUCCAUUUAAGAGCACCAGCAAAAUGUCAUCAUACUUAACACCUCUCUCCCCUCCUUUAACGGCAUAGUUUUGCUUUUGCGCCUCCCCCGAGUCCGCCUUCUCUCUCUGUCACUAUUUGGUUUCUCAUUAAACACUUUGUUGUGCUUUGGUAGGUUAACUCUGUUUGGUUUAUGGCCCCGAUUUUUGCUGAAGACUUAAUGGUGGGUUUUUAAGAUGAAGACAUGUGAUCCCUCAACGUCCGAUCAGAUCUCUCAAGUUGAGAGUUUAGGUUUGAUGGUUGAGAGAUAGAUUUUGAUUUCGAAGAUGACUUUUGAAGCUGCAUUGGUGUUGAUAAAAUUGGAAAUCCAUAGCAUUUAAAUAUUAAAGAAUGGACAGAGUGAUUCAUCCUCCUCUGGUUGAUUCAACAGCAUGUUUUUGUAGAGUAGAUGCAGGCCUCAAAACUGUUACUGGAGCAAAGAGAUUUGUUCCUGGGACAAAGCUCUGUCUUCAGCCUGACAUUAAACCAUCCAUUCAUCCUACUAGGCAGACGCCAACACGUAGUGACAGAAAUCGGAGCCAGUCCCCUCUGCUUCCAGGACUGCCUGACGAUCUUGCCAUUGCUUGCUUAAUCCGGGUACCAAGGGUCGAGCACCAUAAACUACGGCUUGUCUGCAAAAGUUGGCGUCGUCUUUUGGCUGGUAAAUUCUUUUACUCACUCCGCAAGAGCCUGGGAAUUGCUGAAGAAUGGAUAUACAUCAUGAAGAGAUACAGAGAUGGAAAAAUUUCUUGGCAUGCCUUCGACCCCAUGUACCAGCUUUGGCAGCCUCUCCCUCCUGUUCCCAAAGAAUAUUCUGAAGCUCUUGGGUUUGGAUGUGCUGUUCUCAGUGGUUGUCAUCUCUAUCUGUUUGGUGGUAAAGACCCAAACAAGGGUUCCAUGAGACGAGUCAUUUAUUAUAGUGCACGAACUAACAAAUGGCACCGUGCUCCAGAUAUGAUUAGGCGGCGACACUUCUUUGGCUCGUGUGUCAUAAACAAUUGUUUGUAUGUAGCUGGUGGUGAGAGCGAGGGAGUGAGCCGGUCCUUGAGAUCAGCUGAAGUUUACGAUCCCAACAAGAAUCGAUGGUCAUUCAUUUCUGAUAUGAGCACUGCAAUGGUACCCUUCAUUGGUGUUGUUUAUGAUGGUAAAUGGUUCUUAAAGGGGCUAGGGUCUCGCCGACAGGUUCUAAGUGAGGCAUACCAACCAGAAACUGAUUGCUGGUGUCCUGUUUAUGAUGGAAUGGUUGCAGGCUGGAGGAACCCAAGUACUUCUUUAAAUGGGCAUCUUUAUGCUCUGGAUUGCAAAGAUGGGUGCAAACUUAAGGUUUAUGAUGAAGUGACUCUUUCUUGGAGCAAGCAUAUUGACAGUAAGUUGCAUUUGGGGAAUUCCAAGGCUUUAGAAGCUGUGGCACUUGUUCCGCUCAAUGGAAAACUCUGUAUCAUACGAAAUAAUAUGAGUAUUUCUCUGGUUGAUGUUUCAAAAUCCGAAGAUACACAGGGUGCUACUGCCGGACAUAUAUGGGAAACUAUUUCUGGCAAGGGGCAGUUCAAGACUUUGGUCACAAAUCUUUGGUCGAGCCUUGCUGGUAGGAACCGCCUUAAAGCUCACAUUGUUCACUGCCAGGUUCUUCAAGCUUGAAGAGUGUAAAUUAUGGCCGGAUCAAAGGAUAAUGUGGCCGUGGCAUGCAUAGAAAGAACAGUCAAAUACUUGUCAAGGUGAUGGCAAAUCAUGCACACGCGUCUGUUCUUAGUGUAAUUUAAAGUUUAAAUGAUCAUUUGUACCCUUAGGGGUGCUAGAUCAAUGAGAAUGUUUGUUUUGCUUUGUACCUAGUUUUUAGUGUUAAAAAAAAUUUAUGAUACACAUAUAAAAUGUUUUGAGAAUGAAUUUAGCCCAAUUCAUCAAA